CUGCAGUACAUCAACAGGUGAGAGAGACGGCGCGCGCUCAGAGGAAACGGAGAGGUGCGAAGGCGAGAGGAUGGAAGACGUGUGUGUUUCAGGUGUUUGCUGAGUCCCGUGCUGCAGAGCGCUCUGCUGUCCCUGCGGUCCUCAAUGAAGAUCCAGGAAGCUCCGCCCGUCAUCGGUGCAUCCUCCCCUCCUCAUCAGGACCAGUCCUCCCCCAUCCUCCCCUCUCCCUGAGGUCACCUCGCAGCCUGAGAGCGUUCACACCAAACCUAAAACUUUGUCAGAGCCAGUCAUUGGACAUUUAAGUUUACUGAGCACGAAGCAUCGGAUCAGUUUUCCUCACUGUGUGAAGGAAGUGCGGCAGAAGAGACAGGAACCCUGGAUCUGCUGCUGAUGUAGAGGUCCGUCCCAGGAAGCUCACAGGUAGACGUUGUCAGCUGAGUGAAACCUCUCACUGAACGAUCGGAUCGGUGAGGAGCGACGAGGCCUGUCUGUGUCAUGUUUCACUCUCAGGUUUGUCAUAGUUGCUGUGAUUUAAUAUGAAGGCGUGGCCUAAUCCCGGCUUGGGAAUGUGCACGGCUCUGAAAGCUUUCCAGGUACGAAGCGUACGAGCUCUGGACUCUGAGCUGCGUGUUUGCUCUGCAGGUGGUGAAUGCCUGAAGUGUCACGUCACUUUUAAGCCUUUCUUUUCCUGCAGCACACCUGAAUCCGUCAGCCGAUCAGCUGACCGAGUCCGGCCCCGCAGCAUUCCUCGCCCACAUUCCGAGGAUGUUAUGAGCAGGAUAAGCCGCUCCCGCCCUGCGUGCUCACCCAAACACGCCGCUGUGAAUCCCGUCAGCCUGUCGGGCUGCGGCACGAUAACGUCUUCCUGUUUAUUCCCGCUGACACGCUGGUCAUCAGGCUGAAGCUCGGGCUGAGAAGGUUCCAGAUGUUCCAGAUGUUUUGCUGUCAGCCAGCUGAAGAACCUGCGCCGCACACCAACUCUGGAAUAAUAAACUGAAGUGAAAGCUUCGAGUGAGAGGCGCUUUCUGUCAGCUGUUCCUGCCCUUGGACCUGGAUGAUGUCACUGAGGAAGGACGAUGGUGUGCGCUACGAGGUGAGUCCACCGUUCCCUCUCGGUUCCCCGGGUAUCCUGACGUCGGAGAUCAGGGCGGUCGGUUACCAGCCCGCUGACUGAACUCGGCUUUCUUGAUCCAGGCACGAGGGCACUCACCUGAAAGUUGGCGGCAUCUGACCAAUCACAGUGAUAUUAGGAGAAGAAUAAAGUAUAAAACUAAGACGACUCAGAGGUCAGUGUCAGCAGCUCUGCAUCAGUGUGUGUGUUAAUAAAGUUUGAAGCCUGGACAGGAAACCAUCCAUUAUUCAUUUUAUCAAAUAAAUGUUUGUAAAGUCAGUAACCGUUAGAAACGCGGCACGUGUGUCACUCGGAGCCGCACAGACUUCAGACCUGCUGCUGUCGACGCUCUGAGGGAUCCUUAGGAACGGGGACGUUGUUUUCCUGAGAUCUGAUUGGCUGGUGGGUGGGGAUUUCAUACCUGCUGAUCGCUAAUCUGGAGCAGGUUUGGUUCACAGCAUCAGUUAAUUUUUUUAACCCCCUUCAGGUGAAGUCCUGCUUUGUGCUGCAGACCUCAGAUCCGACUCUGUUUCUAAACGUAUUCCCCUUACUUCAGCCUGCUGCUCCUGGUCACCCCACCUGGCCUGCCGUGUUUCCACUGCCCUCUAGUGACGUCUGGAAGGGGGCGGGGCUAAAGCAGCUUCUUUCACACACAGGAUGAAGCAGUAUCAGAUACAGAAGGAUUAUUCUGAACUGCGAGUCAGGCAAAGCUGCUCUGUUAGAGUCUGGAUGUGCAGUUCACUCGCCCUUUAAUACAGGAUAAAGUCUUUAUGUUUGGGGUGGUGUUCACUUCCUGUCAGGGUCAGAGGUCAGAGAGGACCUAAAUGUAAAUGUAAACCCUGUUUGUUCUCAGAGAAUCUGAGGGAUCCCUGUGAGGAGGAGGAGGAGCAGGAGGAGGAGCAGGAGGAGGACCCACAGCACUUUGUCUCCUGUGAGAGGAAAACUUCAGCCUCUGCUGCCUGAAGCUCUGCUGCAUAGACCCCACUGCGUUUCAUCAACAUGUCCUCUGAUUGGUCCUUCCCUUCAGUCUGAAGAUCUGUCAGCCAAUCAGUUUCUGUCUGGCAGACUUUGCUUCAGUGCGGCGGGGAGAGGAGCGAGCGAGGACGCUGCAGCUGGGUGAGGAUUGGAGCUGAGGGGAUCGCAGCGUUUCGGGGUUAAAGCCGUCUCCAUCAUGGAGGUGCCCAGGAGGCUCUCCUUCCCACUGGUUCUCCCUAAACCAGCCUCGUCUGCUCGGUCUCCUCGCGGAGCUGCAGGUCAGACAGCUGGAAGCAGCAAAGAUCAAACUGGAGGGGAAAAGUUCAUCUCAGAGGAGGAGACGCCUGAGUCAGGGGUGAUUGUAGUGGUGGAGGCGCCACCUGAAGAUGGAAAAGCUGCUCGGAGAUUCUCCUCUCAAGACAGUUUCUCAGAGGAGAGCUCGUUAUCAGAGGAGAGGCUGGAAGAGGAGGCCAGAGAGGCCCAGAGGAGGGCCGAGGAGGAGGAGGCAGCAGCCAAGGAGAGGGCGACCCAGAGGCAGCAGCUGGCCAUCCAGGAGCUCGUGGAGUCUGAGAGGAGCUACCUGCGCCUGCUGCAGCUCAGCACCGUGACCAUCAGGAGCAACCUGCAGCAGCAGCUACAGCCGCCUCCAGCCGGCCUGGACAGCAUGUUUCUGCACAUCGAGGAGGUGAUCGACGUAUCGAGCCGUCUCCUGAGCCUGCUGGACCAGAAGCAGCUUCAGCCUGGAGAGCCUGACUUCCUGCAGAGUCUCUGUGACUCGUUUCUCAGCCUGUCAUCAGAGAUUGAAGCCGCCUAUAAGGAGUACCUGGCGCACUACAAUCAUGUGACGGAGGUGGAGAACAGCUACAAACAGAAGGAGGCUCUGUGGAACGAGGUUGUCAGAGUCAUCAAGGCUGCGGCGCCUGACGUCAACGCCACGUCGCUGAGCUUCUUUUUGGUGAUGCCCGUGCAGCGGAUCGCCCGCUACCCCCUGCUGCUGCAGACCAUCCAGAAGCACACCGACGCCUCCCACCCGGCCUACGCCCUGCUGGAACAGACCGCUCACACCUCUGUCGCCUUAAACUGUCGCAUCAACGAAUACAAGCGCUUCCGGGAAGUCGCUGACAAAUACAGGAAGACGGAAAUGCUGACCAUCAAGGACAAGAUCGUCCGCCUCAACACCCACAGCAUCGCCAAGAAGACCGCCAGGCUCGGUCAGCAGAUCAAACACGAGGCCGGACUCAAACCUAAGCUGGUGGACGAGGAAUUUGAUGCCCUGGAAGGAUUCUUCUAUGUUUUGGAAAACGGCAUCCUGGAGCUGCUGGAGAAUGUGGAGAUGUACCUGCAGCACCUCCAGGGCUUCCUGUCCUGCCGCACGGAGGACUUUGACUUGGACAUGGACGGAGAAAAGGCACCGAUCUGCUACAAGGAGAUCACGACGGCGCUCCGACAGUGGAUCCUCCCGAUGUUUGAGAAGAGGAUGAGGAAGCUGAUCCACCAGCCGCUCUGCGCUCUCCGGGACCUCCUGGUGGGCCCGAGGAACCUAAUCAGGAAGAGACUCGACAAGCUGCUCGACUACGAGGUGAUCGAAGGAAAACCCAACCUGAGCUACGAGGAGCAGGCUGUGGCCAACACGUACAGGACGUUGAACACACUGCUCCUGACGGAGCUCCCUCAGUUUAACGGGCUGGCUCUGCAGAUGAUGUGGAGCACGUUGGGGACGUUCAGCUGUCUGCACAGAGAUCUCGCAGCAGACAUGGAGCAGCUGUUUCACAGCUUCGCUCAGCAGCUCCCUCACAGCAGCCUUUCUCCUGGUGCAUUCUGGGAGUGGGCGGAGUCUUCGGUGCUGGAAGGAGCGAGGAGGCUGCAGCAUUUAUGUCAAAUGGUGGAGGACAAGCUCAACGCGCCAGAUGCCCAGCCUCUCAGCCCGUCCUCUCAGCGCCGUCUGAAGCAGCUAACGGAUAAGCACGGCUCUGGAAAGAUCUUCCAGGUGAUGAGCACGGUCGUGGGCACCCGGGACCUGGACCUGAACCUGACUAAGGGCGAGCUGGUGGCGGUGAUCAGCGAGGCCGACAGCCGUGGAGACAGAAGGAGGUGGCUGGUCGAUGCAGGAGGGAAGCGAGGCUACGCUGCUGCCUCGAAACUCAUUCGCUAUCACCAGCCAACAGACGACCCGCCCCCUUCACCACACCCGAGCCUGACAGAAGGCGUGAACGCACGCAGAAGACACUCCUACAGCCCGGCGGGCAACGCCCCACUGCCCAUGAGUCAGCCCUGCUUCCAGGUUGUGGGCGCCUACGACUUCACGGCCAGAUCCAAACACGAAGUUUCCUUCCGGGCCGGAGAACCCGUUCGUGUCUUGGAGCCUCACGACAAACGAGGGAGCCCCGAGUGGAGCCUGGUGGAGGUCAGAGGAGGUCAGAGAGGCUACGUGCCCUCCAACUACCUGGCAAUCAUGCCCGUGGGAGCGGGGCUGCCCCCGAACCCCGGCUUCUUCCUAUAGGGGGUGGAAACUGCAGCUGGUGCCGAUGAGAGGAUGGAUGGAAGAGCCUCCCGGGAUCAGCUGUUUACAGUCUCAGUGUUAAUCCUGCCACUUUAUCCUGUUUACGACUGGAAGUGUAAAGUUUCUCCUGUGGCAUUUCCUGCUUCCAGUUCCUGUGCAGCACAGGAGCGAAGCUUCAGGAGCAGCAAAUGAAGUUUACCGACUUUAGCUUUAAUAAUGAAGGUUUACUGGUCUGCAGUGAUCUCUGCACUAACAUGCACAAUCAUCCAAGAACAGUCUUCAAAGAUGGCGUCUGUAAUGCCAUGAAGCUCUGACGGCGUGUCACCUCAAACAGCCUGAACAUUUGGACGGUGUUCGGUGUGCGGCGAGGACACAAAGCUGUUUUUAAGAUGAAGGAUGGUUUUCAUGGCUGCUGUAUGGUGAAGCGCUCAUUUCCCAUGAACCUCAGAGUGAUGCUGCAUACAUGCAGGGUGUGAACUCUCUCAAGCUAACUAACGUGUGUGUGUGUGUGUGUGUGUGAACCCUCUUCACCUGCAGCAGAGCUGACAGGUACACGGCGCUCUCAUCAUCUCAGACUGAGUAAUGUGAUGUAAAUGUGAAACGUCUCCGAGGCCGAGGAAGAACAAGACUCAGCAGGAGGAGGAGGAGGAGCUGGGAGAGGGGCGAAGGACAGCGGCAGUUUCUGCUUUGCCUAUGAGUGCAUUUAAAUUUCGUUGCACUUUGAUUCCAGAGUUUUACGUAGGAGUGAAAUGGGUCAGGACAGAAUAACCUCCUCCUGCAUUCACAUUCACCUGACGAUGCUUGUUGCUAUGGAUACGGCUCAGGCAGUGCGGGUCACGUCUGUGGCGUUUGCUCGGCCGGACUAAAGCUGCAGCAGCAUUUCUUGAUUCCCGCACUUUUGGGUCAGAAUCAUUUGAAAGCAUCUCUGAGCCUCCUGAUUGGCUCUCAGGUCAUAAACAGGAAGCUGAGCUCCAGUAGUUUUGCAGAUAACAGCAGCUUGAACGUUUGAGCACCACAGACUCUCUCCUGGCCUCCUCCUGUGGGGCUGAGCAGCCUCAGCUGCUGUGAGCGUGGAGCAGAGGGAGGGAGGCCAGGAGUCAGAGCUGCUCAGCUGUUCCCAUCAGGCUGAAUGUCAGGAGGAGGAGGAGGAGGAGGAGGAGGAGGAGGAUGCUUCUCUCCUAAAAUACCAGAUGUCCUCAGGUUAGUCAGAUGGACUGAAACCUCAGCCUGAGAACAUUUACCUGAUUUCCCCUCGUCAGAGCCCGGUUUAGGAUGAGGGGAGCGGUUCAUUCCUCAGUUAUUUUGGGAAGUUUUAAUUCCACAGACGUGCAGAUGAAGCUGCAGCGUUCCUUAUGUGGAGGAAGUAGAUAUUUGAACCCAUACACACACGGAAACCACAGAGGGAACAUUUCUGGCUUUUUCUGACUGAUUAGAAACCAGGUCAGCAUCUUCCUCGCAUGCUGUUCUCAUUUUCACCACCAGAGGGAGGCAGAGACUCGGAGCGUGUGUGCAUGAUCAGACUAACUGUGUGUGUGUUUGGUAAUCACGGCCACAGUGUGUACUUCCUGUUUUGUUUCUGUGUGGUUUCAUGAACCUGCUGCUCAGUCGGUCCUGCUGAGUCAUUCUGAUGUUUCCUCGAUGCUGCAGAGCUGUGUGACCUCUGCUGAGCAGGUGGGAGGCUGAGCAGCAGCAGAGAGUGUGGCUUCAAUAAAACUAAACUCAAAACUU
This is a messenger RNA of Pelmatolapia mariae (spotted tilapia), 6314 nucleotides long. RefSeq names its product Rho guanine nucleotide exchange factor (GEF) 37 (gene arhgef37). NCBI's taxonomy places the organism in Eukaryota, Metazoa, Chordata, Actinopteri, Cichliformes, Cichlidae. Bases 2283 to 4586 code for a protein of 767 amino acids. Gene Ontology annotation, molecular function: guanyl-nucleotide exchange factor activity; protein binding. The record is from RefSeq and is a predicted model, not a curated record. Gene Ontology annotation, cellular component: cytoplasm. The transcript is spliced from 17 exons.